AUGGGGAUCGGAUCAUCGUCCGAUCCUAGCAGAUAUUCUCACAAGACCGAGAAGGUUGAUGGGCUGUAUUCGAAUGAUGAUACGACGACUGAGGAAAUAGCAGAAGCCUUGAAGGAACUCUCUGAUUCCCUUAAGGCAGAAGAGAUGUUCUGGAAGCAAAAAAAGUCGAAGGAUGAGGAAGGAUUGGUAGUCAUUGCUACUAGUUACUUCAGACAGAUCUUUGAAUCCUCAAACCCAGAAGAUAUAGCGGAUGCGCUAUCAGAGGCAGAGCUCCGUGAAUGUGAAGAAGUGAUGAAAGUAGUCAAGAAAUAUGGACAAGCAUCAGAACAAUGCAUUAAUUUUGAAAAAUCCUCCCUACUCUUUGGUAAGAGGAUUAACGCAAAUGUUAGACAACAGAUCAAAGAUACUCCGGGGAUCCAGAAUGAAGGAGGAAUGGGAACAUAUCUAGGAAUUCCAGAAGAUAUUAGCGGAUCCAGAUGCAAUUUUUUUGCAUUUCUGAAGGAUAAAUUAAUGCAUAGAGUGAAUGGAUGGACGGGCAGAUGGCUAUCAAAAGGUGGAAAGGAGGUUCUCCUUAAAUCUAUCUUGUUAGCUCUUCCGACUUAUGUUAUGUCUAGUUUCUUGCUCCGGUUGGAGAUAUGCGAAAACCUUGCUAGUGCCAUUGCACAAUUUUGGUGGAGUUCUAACCCCUCAAAGAGAGGAAUUCACUUGGCAAAGUGGGAAAAGGUCUGCAGACCACGGAAGGAGGCCGGGGUUGGUUUCCGUAUGACCCAUGAGUUUAACCUUGCUUUACUGGAAAAACAAUUAUGGAGGCUAGUGCAAUACCCUGAUUCGCUGGUGGCUAGAGUGUUGAAGGGAAGAUACUACAGAAUGUGUUCGCCUUUACGAACAAUCUCUGCCAUAAGCACCACUCAUCGCCGGGAUACAUUCUGCUGGAACUAUACUAAAAAUGGACAGUAUACGGUCAAAUCAGGAUAUUGGGUAGCUAGGAACUUACUAGAUGCUGAUGAGAAGGAGGUUCUGGAACCUAGUAUAACAAAGCUUCAAGCAUUUGCUUGGAAGAUAACAGCUCCACAAAAGAUUUGUCAUCUUAUAUGGCAGCUGAUAACUGGUUAUGUGGCAGUGACGAGGAAUCUGGCAAGAAAUGAUAAAAUCUUUAGGAGAAUAGACAGAGAUCCUUUGGAGCUAGUUCGCUAUGUGGAGAGUGAGUGUCAAGUCUGGUUUAACGCAAAUGAGAUAAUACCAACACCUCCACAAGACCUUAAUAUCGAAGAACCUCAAGUGUUAAGCUUGGGGAAUAUUUACAUGAUAGAUGGGUCAUGGACAUCUACUGCACAAUUUAGUGGAUAUAGAUGGGUCUGGCUAGAUAGAUUGGGGAAGGUUCAACUUAUGGGGACACGAAAUCAUAUUCGAAGAGAGUCUGCCUUACAUUCAGAGAUGGAAGCACUAAGAUGGGCGAUGGAGAGUAUGCUCCAGCAUUCGACUUAUCAAAGCUUUGGAAUAGACUACAAGGAUUUGAUUGCAAUGAUCUACGAGCUUCAUGCUUGGCCGAGCUUUGCGACAGAAUUGGAGAGGAUGGAGACUUUGAAGAUAUGCUUCCCGGAUUUCAAGAUUACUCAUAUUCCACGAGCGCAGAAUCAAAUUUCAGAUUUCUUACCUAGGACUGCGAGAUCUUUCCAUAGAAUACUUUAUUUCAUUGGUUGUUCUAUUCCGGUUUGGUUACCUAGGUCACCUCAAAUUUGA
Molecule: messenger RNA, 1740 nt
Organism: Brassica napus (rape)
Lineage: Eukaryota; Viridiplantae; Streptophyta; Magnoliopsida; Brassicales; Brassicaceae
Exons: 6
Coding region: 1-1740 (579 amino acids)
Molecular function (GO): nucleic acid binding; RNA-DNA hybrid ribonuclease activity
Source: RefSeq, a predicted model, not a curated record